UGAUACACAAGACUUUGAACCGGUUUAGCGAAUUCUUAUCGGCCUGUCCUCACUGUGUUGGUUGCGAUGGCGGCGAAAAGUUUAGCCCGAUUUGUGUUUUCCAAAAUUUCGGCAAACCAAAUUUCUAAUAAGGUUUUGCUGAAUAAUAGUGUGAAGUUUUACAGUGCUGCCGCUGCCAACAAAACCGACUUCGAGUACAUAAAAACCCACACCGCGGGGGCCCAAAGCACCGUAGGUGUCAUAACCCUCCACAGACCCAAGGCCCUCAACGCUCUUUGUGAUGGCCUCAUCCGUGAAGUGGCUCAAGCUUUGGACGGGUUCGAGACAGACAAAAAUAUAGGUGCCAUAAUCAUCACCGGAAGUGAAAAGGCAUUCGCUGCUGGAGCUGAUAUCAAAGAAAUGCAAAAUCAAACCUAUGCCCAAGUUGUUACUGGUAACUUCUUGUCCCACUGGAGCCGUAUCAGCGAGUCCCCGAAACCAAUCAUCGCCGCUGUGAAUGGAUACGCUUUGGGUGGAGGUUGCGAAUUGGCCAUGAUGUGCGACAUCAUCUACGCCGGAGAGAACGCCAAGUUUGGCCAACCGGAAAUUCUGAUCGGGACCAUUCCGGGAGCUGGCGGCACCCAGCGACUGCCAAGAUAUGUUGGAAAAUCAAAAGCCAUGGAAAUCGUUCUCACAGGAGGACAAGUGCCAGCCCAAGAAGCAGAGAAAAUGGGUCUUGUGAGCAAGGUCUUCCCGGUGGACAAACUCCUAGAGGAAGCUGUUAAAUUGGGCGAAAAGAUUUCCAAGAAUUCGCAUUUAAUUAACCGUUUGUGCAAGGAAUCCGUCAAUACUGCAUACGAAACGACUUUAGCCGAGGGUCUUCAUUUUGAGAAAAAGCUCUUCCACGGUACUUUCGCUACCAAGGAUCGCAAAGAAGGAAUGACUGCCUUCAUUGAGAAACGUCCGCCUAAUUUCACUAAUGAAUAACCUUACUGAAGCCUUCAAGUCUGCUAAAAAUACAAAUGUUGUAACGGUUGAUUAUUCUUAUAUAUUUUUUAAGUAAACAGUUUAAAGUGA
Molecule: messenger RNA, 1056 nt
Organism: Zophobas morio
Lineage: Eukaryota; Metazoa; Arthropoda; Insecta; Coleoptera; Tenebrionidae
Gene: Echs1
Product: enoyl-CoA hydratase, mitochondrial
Exons: 4
Coding region: 67-966 (299 amino acids)
Biological process (GO): fatty acid beta-oxidation
Cellular component (GO): mitochondrion
Molecular function (GO): enoyl-CoA hydratase activity
Source: RefSeq, a predicted model, not a curated record